Messenger RNA from Filobasidium floriforme, 2055 nucleotides. RefSeq lists its product as uncharacterized. NCBI's taxonomy places the organism in Eukaryota, Fungi, Basidiomycota, Tremellomycetes, Filobasidiales, Filobasidiaceae. The transcript has 9 exons. The coding region runs from base 207 to 1802 and encodes 531 amino acids. The record is from RefSeq and is a predicted model, not a curated record. Gene Ontology annotation, molecular function: alpha-1,6-mannosylglycoprotein 6-beta-N-acetylglucosaminyltransferase activity. Gene Ontology annotation, biological process: protein N-linked glycosylation.
CGGAAGUCGUUUCAAGGUUUCGGGACCAGAUCAGCCUCCAUCACGUUUGCUACGGAACCAUCUUCGUCGGGGAGGAUGGGCAACAGUCGGGAAGGGGUUUGGCAUAGAAUUGUUCAGGUUGAUGAGGACGAUCUCGACAACGAGGAUAGGUCACCAACCUUCCCCAACUGGUGGUAUACGGAAUCCCUCGUACCAACGAUCGCGACAUGCCUCGAUCGACCCGCUACCGAUCCAGCCUCGCCUUGAUCGUCGGGGCUGGGCUGAUCUCGCUGAUACUCUGGUACACGAGCCUGCAGAACGAGUCGCGCGAACAUCUCAAUUCGUCGGUCUGGAGGACACUCUGGCCAUGCGAACAGGGAUCGAUAGGGGAUUCCAAGUGGGACUGUAUCGAUCGCGAUCGUGCAAGCCGACAUACAGUCGAUGUCGAGCUUCAAAAGCAACAGUUGGACGACCUGGUCGCCGAACGAAAGAUCUGGACAAACAACCGCGCCCAGUACCAGAACGCAGACAACCUCGAGUACGCCCGCAAAUGCCUAGAAGAACCUGGCUCAUGUCCAUCCCGACCCUUGAUCGUAUCUCACUAUCUAUACGUCGAACUCCUCAAAGCUGGUGAUCCUCUCGGAGGGGAAAUGGUGUGGAUGGAAAGCGUGAUCGAAAAGCUCGAAGCUAUGGGCUACAGGCUUCUCAUCUUGAGGCAGUACCAUGAAGUCGUACAAGCCGCUCGAAUGGCUGGCAGUCUCAUACAUUCCUAUUGGGGCGAUGAACGAUUCGUGACGGAAUGUGUCGGCGAUCCUCGCUGCAUCGCCGACUAUCAGCCUCCAUACGUGACGACCGAAGACGAGCCCUUGCCAUCGCUCCCCUCCGGCCUGGCCUCGACCGAGGGCGAACAGGAACACUGGGUCAACUUGGACGGGAAGGAGAACUGGGAAAAGGUGCCACUCGAGGAAAGAGGGAGCCUCCCCGUCCAGAGACUCUUUAGCGUGCAAUUUUGGCCAAACGCUCCACUGGAACAACAUCGGGCGGACGACUAUCAAGGUCCGGGUCGGGAGAUGGCGGCUCCCAAUCCAUUGGGCAACCAGUGGACAAUGACUCCGUUCCCGUAUCCAGGUCAUCUCUUCAUGCCAUGGUCGGUGGAACAGGCUUGUCAUCGAACUCCUAACGUGCCUCAAUCGGAGCGGCAGCCGCGUGCAGCCAUCAUCUUUGCCAAGUAUACCUCACUCUUCCAUUGGCACACCGACCCGAAAGCCUGGAGUAGCGAGCCUUUCGUCGAGAGCGGUAUCAAGUUUUACGCUACCGCAAAGACCCACCCUGAUGGCGAACUCCCCGCUGGCAUCCAGAACCUCGGACCGCUGACCACGGACGUCUACUCGGCGACCGUAGCGGGGAUGAGGGCGAUGAUCGGAAUCGGGGCGCCCAAGUUUAGUCCCAGCCCAUACUUUGCCCUGUGCAAGGGCGUGCCGGUCGUACUAUGGAGGAGUGACGAUCGGGAGCCUCGUAACGAGUGGGAAAGGCUUUUACCUGGACUGUCCCAACAUGGUCCAGUGGCCUCGCUGGGCAAGCCCUACGUAUACGAGUACACGGGCAAUAAUGUUACCCAACUGCUUGACGCGGUCGAACAGGCGGUGUCGAAUCCGAUCGAACCCUACAUUCCACCUGUCAUGCGGGACCAAUACGUCGCCGAGCAUAUCGCUGCAUGGGCUGAAACCGAUUUCGAGGACCGUCUCAAUUCGUGGAUCCGGGAACACAUGGGCAGGAAACCCCGUGCCACAUUGAUGUACAGGGAAAAGUUCGGAUUGCUAUAAGAUCGUCGCUCAAUCACGCGAACAUGAGACCCUACCGGCCCACGUGACCGGUUUACGCUGCCGACCUGACGUUUCCCUCUUCCAUUGGAUUGGUAUCAAGCAGCUUUCGAAGGCGAGACGAGGUCGUUGGCCGCAAGGUGGUGACCAGAAUCGUCAUACGCGAACAACAAGGCAAUGUACCCUUACAUCGCUCAAACGCGACGUGUUCAUAGCAUGCCAAUGACCGACGGAAGAUUUCCAGGUAGAGUCGAAU